Messenger RNA from Schistosoma turkestanicum, 2640 nucleotides. The record is from the annotation of a GenBank genome assembly. NCBI's taxonomy places the organism in Eukaryota, Metazoa, Platyhelminthes, Trematoda, Strigeidida, Schistosomatidae.
GUCUAACUUCAAAUCUUCGUGUUCUCAAGGUUAUACGGUGUUUCAGGAUGUCGACGUUUAACGCUGGACCGGCUAAUACAGGGGCUGCACCUGUGGAGCUCACGGCAGGCAAAAUCCGAGAAAUGAUGGCUAAUGCACAAAGGGCAAUAGCACAACGGAAGGUUGAGCUUGGCCUGACAGAGAACGGAGCUGCCAAUGGGUUGAAUUUCCCACCAGGAGUCAUUCCGGAUACAGCAACUGUUGACAAAAUGAGGCGAGCUGCUCAGCUGCAAGCACAAAUAACUGCUCGUUUGAACUCGGGAAUUCUGAGCAGCCACACUGUUAAUAGUGACUCCAGGAAGUCAAAGGAUAUACCCAAUGUGAUCUUCGACGAGGAAGGUAAAACUAUCGAUGCUUCUACUGGAGAGGAAAUACAACUUACUCAUUAUACACCAACACUUAAAGCCAACCUCAGAGCGAAACGAGCGCAGCAGUUUAAAGAGGUGCUCCAAACUACUACACAGAAGAAACCUCAAAAAUCUUCCGUUUCAACCGUGUUUUUCGAUCCUCGCCUAAGAGUCAAAGCUGCUUCACGUCCGAAACGGCCGUUAAGUUUCCACGAACCUGGGAAGUUUGUCAAAAUGGCUCAGCGCAUGCGAACUAAGUUCCAGCUUCAAGUCUUACAGGAAUCUGUCGCUCAGGCUGUCAGAAAAACGGGUAUUGCUAGUGCAGCCAAACUAUCCACUAUCCAGCCAAAGCGUUCCGUCGACGAAACAGACAUACCAUCACUGGAGUGGUGGGAUGCCUAUAUCCUGAAAGAGGGUGUAACUAGUUAUUCUACUUUAGACGAACUAGCUAUUCAUGGUCUGCCUGUCUCUGCUGCUAUCAACAAAGCAUGGAUCACAAGUUUGGUUGAGCAUCCAGUUAAACUGAAACCUCCAACUGAUCUCUCUAAACCUCCGGAAAUACCAUUACUUUUAACGAAAAAGGAGCGUAAAAAGCUUAGACGUCAAAACCGUCAGGAGGCCCAAAGAGAAAAACAAGAGAAAGUUAGACUUGGCCUGAUGCCACCCCCUGAACCAAAGGUGCGCCUGGCGAACUUGAUGAGAGUCCUAGGGUCAGAUGCUGUUCAGGACCCAAGCAAAGUAGAAGCUUAUGUACGAGCCCAAAUGGAAUCUCGCAAACGAGCGCAUGAGGCUGCUAAUGCUGCCCGAAAAUUAACAAAAGAGCAAGCUCGUUACAAACGCAUUAAAAAAAUACGGGAAGAUACAACUCAUGCAGUUCACGUUGCUGUGUACAGAUCCAGUUCGUGUGACACCACAUCGUUAUGUAGUACACAAACAGAAGUAGAUCGAGUUCAUACUACCUGAUAAUUAUAUAGUAUGAAUAAAAUAGUUGUUACCAGUUUAUAGUCACAAUACGAGAAUGUUUCUGAAUUUUUUGGUACCUCUGUUUACCUAAGGAGAUAUGUCUAAUGGAUAUGCAGUAACUCCAGUAAUCUUUGAAUGUAACUUGUUGAAAGUAAAACAGUGACUGUUAAUACAUGUUACCAAAUCCAGUGUCAUCAGAAGUAAAUAGCCUCAGCAUAAACAAAAUGAUGUAAAUAAUAAUCUUGAACUAAUCAAUUUUAAAAGGCAGCUCAAAUCCCGUAUGUUAUACUAUCAAUUCUGAUAUUAUUGCAAUAAGAAUCAUUUAGACUUGAGUUCAUGAAACUCAUCGUCAGUAAAUCAAAUCGCUGUAGCAUAUUAUAUCGGACACUGUGACCGUUUAGAAAUGGUAUAAGAUAAUUGUGUAUCUUUUUAAAUUUAGAAAUGUUCCGGUAUUGUAAGUCAAUAUGUUUUAUAUCGAUACUGCUUAUCUUUAGAGUAAAGGAUUUUUCCAAUCCAUCUCAUCGAUUCAAAGUAGAGACAAAUGCCAACCAGCUACUCAUGACGGGACUGGUCGCACUUCACAGUGAUUGCAACGUAGUGGUUGUGGAAGGAGGACCUAAACAACAACGAAAAUUUCAGCGUCUCAUGCUUUGCCGAAUAAAAUGGCGUGACGGUAAACGUGGGGCAGUCAGUAGUAAUCCAUCAGGCUCUUUCAGCCACGAGGACCGUACUGCUACAUCUGAACUGAACAGUGACUCAGGAUGUCAUUUAAUCUGGAAGGGUACAGUCAAACAACGUGCAUUCGAUAAAAUUCAGUUUAAAGCAUGUCCCACAGAACUUUACGCACGUGAACAAUUUCGUAAACGCGAUGUGGAGCAUUAUUGGGAUCUUGCAUACAGUGGAGCUAUAUUAGAAACUCUUAACAGUUAAAAUGUUUCACAAAUUUUCUUUUUGCAUAUUGAUUUUGUCAAAAAUAGUCUUUAUAAAGUGAUGAUUUUGGUGUAAAUAAAGUUGUACAUCUUUUUUUUAGUGUUUUAUUUGAUCAUUAUUAUGCAAUAAUAUAGUGUACAAAAGAUUUCAUUUCCUUUGGUAGAUAUCGAAAUGCUUUUGAAAAGAGUAAGAUGUUUGUUUUUGCGUUUUACUACUGACUAAUGUGUUUGUUUCAAAUAAGUUGUUUUGUAAACACCUAUUGAUGGUGAUGAGUUGUGUUCUUUUGUUAUAAACAUGUUUUCAUAGUUUCGAGUUGUGUUAUUCUUUUUUAUUUGUCUAUAUAUAUAUAUAUAUAUAUAUA